AGAAUUCCCAGAUCUGCUCCUGCUAAGCGCAAACAAUCUCGAAAUUAUCCCACAGUAAGAUUUAUCAACUAGAUCAUUGAUCCCAUUUAGAAUGACGCAAGCAGCUCCUGUCGUGCAAAAAUUUCAAGAGCUUGCAGCUUCCCAAAUAGUUUCCGAAACAGCAUUCUCCCAGCAGCAUGAUGUCUCUAUCAAGAGCCUUGACGCUUUAGUAAAUUUGCCGCCAUCUGCUUACCCAUAUCACCUUACGAGAGUGGAUAGUAGUCAUAUUGCAAGUACCAAGUAUUUUAAGCUUGUAGAGGAUGCUGUGCAGGAACUUCUAGUUUCGGGCCAAAACUCCGUUGUACCCGUCGAUCUCUGCUCAGAGAAGCUCCCAGGGAUACCACCCAAAUGGUUGAUUACGAAGAUGUUGGACGAAGUGUUAGGCAAGGAAGUCGACAAGUCCUGUUGGCGGCUUGCAGUCUACGAAAAUGCGAUUUCUUGCAUUCCUAAAGAAUAUGAAGUCCAGCGGCGCUCAACAGAGCUCGGUCAGCUAAGAGAUGGAAAGGUCCCCUGGAUCAACCUCCAGAAUCUUUUUGAGGAGAUCCGCGGCCUCCAGCAUUCUCUCAAGGAUCUACAGGACUAUGCCAAUCAAAUUCCUGAAAUCUGCGUCCAGGAUGCUACAGCGAUAUCAAAUCCUUGGCUUUCUCGGCUUCAAAAUGACUGCUUACGCGCGCUAGAGGAAGACCACUAUAUAGACGUGAUGGCCAGGGUCAAUGACAGUUUCCCUGCAGAAUGCAAAAGUAAGAUAUUCACGGAGCUGCAGUCCACCAUCGUCGAUGCUUGCAACGGCGCCUUUCCGGAUAUGAGUCCACCACACACGUUCGAUACUUUUAUCUUGACCUCCAGGGGGUACAAUAUCAACCGGGACCUCCUGCUAAACUCGGCGAAUUUACAUGCACAGAAUGAGUGGCAAGGCCUCCAAGGGCACCAUGACAAGGAACCUCACUUCCGGAUGUCACAGAUCCUUAAUCUAAGCGAUGGUCCCAAGCCUAUUCUUGCUCUAAUGUGUGAAGACAAAAAGAUUUCCAAAGCCAUCAAGGAAAGGUUUUGGAGUGAGAUAUCCAAUUUGGAAUCGGCAAACGAAGCGGAGUUUAGGGACUUCUGGGCAAGACAUGUGGAUGGGCGCACCCAAAACUACGCGGAUGCCUUGGCCGCCAUUGACGAUCCAAAACUGCGAGACGAAUUAUUGAAUGUCGUGUCUCGCUACGUUCAAAAAGACCUCCUUCCAGAUUGGAUAUCAAUGGCACGAUCUCGAGGGUUGGUUCGUAGCCCAAGCGUCAGAAGGAGGAUUCAUGGGCUGGAGCGCACGUCCCAAAAGGAUGAAGUGAAGAUACGGGACCUCGUUUCGCCAACUGAUCCCACACUUGUCGAGCAGUCAAAGCAAGCCCUAGUAAGCGAUCUGGCCCGGAAGAUGGAAAAAUUGUCUGAUGGACUACGACUCUUUCUCAUACUGGUCCUAAUUCUACUCGCUGAACACAAGCCAGGCGUUGUAUACGCAACGGCUAAAUUUGCACCUAGACUGCUGAAGCAACUCAAAUCAUCGUUGGACGUUGAGCAGUACGAGCAGCUACAGGAGUGGAAGGACCAAGUAAAAGCGGGGAAAUUAUCUCCCGGGGACAUCGCCAGCAUGAAGCGGCUGGCUGCAGCUGCAGCCGGGAAUCAUAGCUGAAGUCCCUUCAUCGUAUCUUUGAUCCUUGUACAACGGCUAUCUCGAGUCGAUUUGGAAUUGGGAUGUCGGAUUUGAUUUGAGAUUGACCUCGUGUAGACCUGGAGAUGGGGCC
Messenger RNA from Lindgomyces ingoldianus, 1820 nucleotides. RefSeq lists its product as uncharacterized. The record is from RefSeq and is a predicted model, not a curated record. Lineage: Eukaryota; Fungi; Ascomycota; Dothideomycetes; Pleosporales; Lindgomycetaceae. The transcript is spliced from 5 exons. The coding region runs from base 92 to 1708 and encodes 538 amino acids.